This is a messenger RNA of Epithele typhae, 1683 nucleotides long. RefSeq names its product chaperonin Cpn60/TCP-1 family. The record is from RefSeq and is a predicted model, not a curated record. Gene Ontology annotation, biological process: protein folding. The transcript is spliced from 6 exons. The coding region runs from base 1 to 1683 and encodes 560 amino acids. Gene Ontology annotation, cellular component: chaperonin-containing T-complex. Lineage: Eukaryota; Fungi; Basidiomycota; Agaricomycetes; Polyporales; Epitheliaceae. Gene Ontology annotation, molecular function: ATP hydrolysis activity; ATP-dependent protein folding chaperone; ATP binding.
AUGCAGCGGGGCCUACCCAUGCAACCUACCGUCGUCCUCCUCAAGGAGGGGACAGACACAUCGCAAGGAAAACCCCAGCUCUUGUCCAACAUCUCGGCGUGCCUUGCGAUCUCAGAGACGUUGGCUACCACCCUCGGUCCUCGUGGCAUGGAUAAGUUGAUUGUCAACGAGCGGGGCGAAGCGCAGAUCACGAACGAUGGCGCGACUAUCCUCAAGCUCCUGGACAUCGUGCACCCGGCGGCCCGUACACUCGUGGACAUCGCCCGUGCGCAGGAUGCGGAGGUCGGUGACGGUACCACGAGCGUCGUGCUCUUAGCGGCGCAGCUUCUGAAGGAGGUCCGCGGCUACAUCGAGGAAGGUGUCAGUCCCCAUAUAAUCAUGAAGGGUCUCAGGCAAGCAUCAGACCUGGCCGUGGAGCACAUCAAGUCUGUUCAGAUCACCGUUGACAAGUCAAAUCCCGAGGAGUUCCGCUCUCUGCUCAUCAAGUGCGCGUCCACGUCCAUGUCUUCUAAACUCAUCCACUCGGAAAAGCCCUUCUUUUCCAACAUGGUUGUCGAGGCGGUACUGUGUCUGGACCCCGAAGACCUCAACGAGAACCUCAUCGGCGUGAAGAAGAUCCCUGGUGGCGGCAUGCAGGACUCACUCCUUAUCCAAGGUGUCUCCUUCAAGAAGACCUUCACGUACGCCGGCGCAGAGCAGCAACCAAAAUCUUUCCGUGACCCUCUCAUCCUUUCGCUAAACGUGGAGCUCGAGCUGAAGGCAGAGAAGGACAAUGCCGAGGUGCGCGUCGAGCACGUUGCGGACUACCAGGCGAUCGUCGAUGCCGAAUGGGAGAUCAUCUACCGUAAGCUCGAGGCGAUUGAGAAGACAGGCGCGAAGGUCGUUCUGAGCAAGCUCCCCAUUGGUGAUCUCGCGACGCAAUGGUUCGCGGACCGCGAUAUCUUCUGCGCUGGUCGCGUGCCUGCGGACGACUUGCAGAGGACGGUCCAGGCGGUCGGUGGCUCCAUCCAGUCGACAUGCUCGGACAUCAGACGCGAGCACCUUGGCACUUGUGGGUCCUUCGAGGAGAAGCAGAUCGGCGGCGAGCGCUACAACCUGUUCACGGAGUGCCCGAAGGCGAAAACGUGCACGCUGAUUCUCCGAGGAGGCGCGGAACAGUUCAUCGAGGAGGUGGAGCGGAGUUUGCACGACGCCAUCAUGGUGGUCAAGCGGGCCGUGAAGAACGGCGAAAUCGUUGCGGGAGGGGGCGCUAUUGAGCUCGAUCUCUCGUCACGCAUCCGGAAGCACGCACUCUCUAUUCCUGGAAAGCUGCAGCUGGUGAUGAUAGCGUUCGCCAAAGCGUUGGAAGUGAUCCCCCGGCAAAUCAGCGACAACGCGGGGCUGGACUCUACAGACAUCCUGAAUAAGCUGCGGAUGAAACACGCGAAUGGCGAAAAGUGGUUCGGCGUUGACGUCGACGGCGCGGACGGCAUCCGAAACAACCUCGACGCGUUCGUCUGGGAGCCGAGUCUCGUCAAGGUCAACGCAAUCCAGAGCGCAACUGAGGCCGCUUGCCUCAUUCUCAGCGUCGACGAGACCGUGCGUGCGCCGCAAAGUGAAGCGCAAAACGCGGGACCGCGCGCACCCCCCGGUACGGCCCAGCGAGCACUUCGCGGAAGAGGUCGUGGGAUGCCAAGGCGGUGA